CAAUCCCGCCCAGCCAUGGCCGCAAUAGACAGGCGCACGCAGGCGGGCGGUGCUGGCGCAUGCGCAGCGUGGCUCUCCUUGUGUCUGUGCGGAGGGCACGGCAGGCUUCAAGGAGAGCGCCGGGCCGGGGCUGUUGUGGCGGCCGCCGCCAUGUUCCUCUGCGCUGCUGUGCGGGCCGCGGCCUCGCGCUCGAUGAGACAAAUCAGAUACUUACAUAAAACACCAGCGUGCAAUUCCAGUGGAGGAGCCUUAUUUGUGCACAGAGAUAGUCCUGAGAAUAAUCCAGAUACUCCCUUUGAGUUCACAGAUGAAAACAAGAAGCGAAUAGAAGCAAUCAUAAACAACUACCCAGGGGGACACAAGUCCGCAGCUGUCAUGGCAGUGCUAGAUCUGGCUCAAAGACAGCAUGGAUGGUUGCCCAUAUCGGCUAUGAACAAGGUUGCAGAAAUUUUAGAAAUGCCUCCCAUGAGAGUGUAUGAAGUAGCAACCUUCUAUACAAUGUACAAUCGUAAACCUGUUGGGAAAUACCAUAUCCAGGUCUGCACUACCACACCUUGUAUGCUGCGAGACUCUGACAGCAUUUUAGAAGCCAUUAAGAAGAAACUUGGUAUUAAAGUUGGGGAAACAACACCUGAUAAACUCUUCACAUUGAUAGAAGUGGAAUGCUUAGGUGCUUGUGUAAAUGCACCGAUGGUACAGAUAAAUGACAACUAUUACGAAGAUUUAACACCCAAAGAUAUUGAAGACAUAAUUGAUGAGCUAAAGGCUGGUAAAGUUCCCAAACCCGGCCCAAGGAGCGGACGUUUUUCUUGUGAGCCAGCUGGUGGCCUAACAUCUCUGACUGAACCACCCAAAGGACCAGGUUUUGGAGUUCGAGCUGACCUCUGAGCAGUUUUGUAAUAUAUGUUGAACUGUCUGGAAAUAAAGUAAUUUUAAUCUCAGUAAAA
Messenger RNA from Coturnix japonica (Japanese quail), 947 nucleotides. RefSeq names its product NADH:ubiquinone oxidoreductase core subunit V2 (gene NDUFV2). Gene Ontology annotation, cellular component: respiratory chain complex I. Lineage: Eukaryota; Metazoa; Chordata; Aves; Galliformes; Phasianidae. Gene Ontology annotation, biological process: mitochondrial electron transport, NADH to ubiquinone. The record is from RefSeq and is a predicted model, not a curated record. Gene Ontology annotation, molecular function: NADH dehydrogenase activity.